Molecule: messenger RNA, 4915 nt
Organism: Aspergillus uvarum CBS 121591
Lineage: Eukaryota; Fungi; Ascomycota; Eurotiomycetes; Eurotiales; Aspergillaceae
Product: CORVET complex membrane-binding subunit VPS8
Exons: 3
Coding region: 138-4862 (1574 amino acids)
Biological process (GO): protein targeting to vacuole; endosomal vesicle fusion
Cellular component (GO): HOPS complex; late endosome
Molecular function (GO): protein binding
Source: RefSeq, a predicted model, not a curated record
CCGCCUCCUCCAUCUCAAGCUCGGUUUCGUCCCUGUCAUACCUUCGCUGCCGCCAUCUCAUCACGACACUUCCCCACUAAUACCUGGGCCUUGCACAAAAACAAGCUGGGAGAGAUGGUCAUUCGAUCCUGCUGCCGAUGAGCUCCAUGAUCGAGACCAGUAAUGACUGGGCACGAGAGGAUGAGCUCGACUUGGGACCAGACGACGAUGCACUCUCUCCGCCGACCCCCAACGGCAUCCCCGACCAUGUGCACCCCCAUCCACGGUCGGCGUCGGACUCAAUGGCUUACGUCGAGGAAGAUCUGCCCGAUCUAACAACUGAGGACCAUGACCCCGCCGUCAAACCACCUCCUGCUGUUGACCCCGAUGCGACCGACCUUCCCUCUUCACCGCGUUCCGGGCAGCCCGGCGCUCCCGGUAGUGUUGACGAGACUCUCUCAAUCCCCGACGACACUCCUUCCCUGCAUGACUCCAUCCUAUCGUCGCGAAGCAGCAGCGCGUUGGCCUUCCGUGGCUCCCCUCGACUCAGUCCCAGUCCCUCCCACCGCCCGUUCGACCUUCGGUUUCAAUCCAGAUUAUCUUCUACCUCAAUUGGGAACUUCCGAUCGGCCUCGCCUUUCCUAGCGCAGUUGCACUCGCGCAAAUCCUCCAUCACGAGCCACCUGUCUCCCGGAACCGUUGAUUCGGGGCCCGACACCCCCCAGGGACCCUGGGAUGUCGUGCGCUGGACCAAACUCAGAAAGAUCAACGGCCAGGCGUUUUCGGAAGCUGGAAAGCGGAAUUUCGGGCAUCCGACUUGUAUGGUGGUCUCAACGUCAAUCGUGGUUGGAACUUCCAAGGGCAUAAUCCUUGUCUUUGACUACCAGCAGAACCUCAAGACCAUUGUCGGCCUGGGGACGAAAGCGAUCGAAUGCGGCGCAAUCGCAUCCUUGGCGCUGUCCGCGGACCACACCACGGUUGCCGGAGGUCAUCAGUCGGGUGACAUCUUCACCUGGGAAAUUUCGCGGUCUGCACGGCCCUUCCUUCACAUACCCCCGAUACCGGCCAAUCUGAUUGAGAACCGACCCUCAGAUGGUCAUAUCGCGGGAUCACCUGUCAUCCAUGUGGGGUUUCUGGGGACUCGACGUACCGCACUAGUCUCUGCAGAUAAACGAGGAAUGGCCUUUUCGCAUCUGGCUACGCGUGGUAUGGGUGCAGUCGGACGCACGGUGAAAACGAGUAGGAUCCUGGGCCGCUACCCUCAGAUUUAUGCGGAAGGGUUUCGGCCGCGAAAGCCCAGCUCAGUCCUGGCUUUUUCACCUCUUCCCCUGGGCAACACUGAGCAGCCGACGGACUCGCUGGGACUGGUUGCUAUGCUUACCCCUUAUCUCCUGGUGAUAGUGUCAACGACGCCCGUUGCGCAAACCCAACACAAGGCGCCUCGUCCCAAGGAGGUUGCCGCUCAUGGCGCGAUGACUGGAGCCCUAGCCUGGUUCCCGGCAAUUCGCCUGAAGGGGAAGGAGACUGAAACCUCGCGGACAAAGCUGGUCUAUUGUUGGUCUAACGUACUGACAGUGCUGGAUGUUUCCGAGGUGGAAGCGGAUGAAUCUCCAAACAGGGACCGACCUCCGGCUCUGGAGUUCAGACCACGAAGCAGAUGGAAGGCCGAUGAGGCUAUUGUAGCUGUCCAAUGGUUGAGUCGCUCCGUGAUGGCCGUGCUCACCAUUACCCAACAGCUGCUCAUCCUUGAGGAUCACACGAUGCGUGUCACAGAAGCAGUUGAUCUGCUCAAUCGACACAUCUACCAUGUGGACUUAUUCUCUGCCCAGCUCCAUAGUCUGGUUGAACAGUUCAAUGAAGAUGACACAACGAUGCAUGGUGUAGUAGCGGAUGCGUUCUUCAUGAGCUUUCGCUCUUACAAAGGUCGAUUGUUCCUUCUUGGCUAUAAUGAACUUCUAAUUGGAGGUCUUUCCAACUGGGCUGAUAGGUUACUUGCCCUCAUGGAGGCGGGUGAUUUUAUCGGGGCAAUUCAGGUGGCGACAUCCUACUAUCAAGGUAGCGCUGAGAAGCUUACAAUUGGUCUCCCUGAAGAGGACGCAUUGAGGCAGCCUCUAGUACGAGAAAAGCUCCUGGAAAUGAUUUCAGCGACGCUCAAGUACGCAUUUGGCCGCAACGUGGAGGCGAACAAUGAAAGGCUCGAUACCAUACAGCUCCAGAAGCUGGCCGAGGUGUCAAUCUCUGCCUGUGUUUGCAUGUCCGAACUAGAUUAUCUGUGGGAUGAAGUGUUCACCUGGUUUGAAGAGAGUGACUCCCAAGGCAUCUUUCUCGAUGCACUUGAAUCAUACAUUGUUGAGGGAACUGUUCGCUCACUCCCUCCCACUGCUGUCAAGGCUCUAAUCAACCAUUACGCGACGAACCACAUCGCCAGCAGAUUGGAAGAGAUUAUCUGCCUGCUAGAUACAGCCACGAUGGACAUUGACCAAACCACCACACUCUGCAAGCAUUAUAAUCUUUACGACGCCUUCAUCUAUGUCUGGAAUCGCUGUCUUGGGGACUACGUGGGCCCUUUACAGGAGCUCCUUGGGCUCAUCCCAAUCCAGGAGGCUCUGGCUAAUGGAGACUCUACCAGCGGGAUUGCACAAUAUACGAACGCGAUGAAAGUGUAUCCCUACCUUUCCUUUGUUCUCACAGGCCGGAUAUAUCCCACUGGCGAUGAUAUGGACGAGACGGAGGCCAACCGAGCCAAGGCGACCCUAUACGACCAUCUGUUCUCCGGUAACCCGCCAGUCACAGGGCAAGGGGAAUCCCUUGAGACGUUCCCAGACUUGCGGACCAUGCUCAGGUUCGAUACAGCUAGCUUCAUGAGCAUGCUAAACGAAGCUUUCGAAGAUAGUUUCCUGAAUGAUCAGGAGCCGGAUGAGACCCCAUCGCACGGAGUGUCUGUCAACCGACAGUAUCUAAUCAGUGUAUUACUACAGAUAAUGACCUCGGACUCCUUUGAUGCUUUUGAUACCAUUCGGUUAGACAUGUUUCUUGCUCGCAAUCUCCCGAAAUAUCCUCAAUACAUUCUCCUCUCGGGCAGCACGCUUCAACAAGUUCUGGAGCGGCUUUGCCGCUGCCCAGACCCCGCGAUGGCGGAUGACUGUGAGCUAAGCGCUGAGUAUCUGUUAUCCAUCUAUCACCCUCCGGACGUACAGGGAAUGAUACCGCUGUUCAAGGAGGCUCGAUUCCUCCGGAUCUUGAAAUCAACUUAUCGCGUGGAGAAACAGUACCCUGAACUCAUUCUGACCUACCUUGAAGAUCUCAAUGAGCAAGAAGCCGUCUUUACCUGCCUACAAGAUUGUCUUCGCCCUGGCUCUGGUCUAGGCAAGAAGCAAAAGCGGGAUCUUCUUGAUGUGGUCAAAGAUCAUGCCGGUCAGCUCGCAGCGAUCAAUGUCGAACGAGCAGCGCAGACCAUGCAUACCUUUGCCCCAGAGACGCAUGAAAUCUUCUUAAAUGCUCUACAGCAAGAUCCCUAUCGGCAAUACCAAUACCUGGCCGUUGUGGUGGGGAUGGCUCUGCAGUCCGUGACGGAGGGCAGACCCUCCAAGCCCAUCGAGAACUGGAUGAUCGAGCGUUACGUGCAACUUCUCUGCAAGUAUAAUCCCUCUCGAGUCGCCAACUUUGUGGAUGAUUUGCGCAUCGGUGAUGUACGCCUAAAGGAGCUGCUGCCCUCAUUAGAGGAGAGUGGCGUAGUGGACGCCGCGGUGAUCUUGUUGGCUCGCCAAGGCCAGGUUCGAGCGGCUAUGGACCGCCUCAUCGCGCAUUUGGGGACACUUGAGUCCGGGCUGAUGGGCAUUCUCCAGAGCAUCAACGACGAUCCGGACUCUGCAAGUACUACCGACGCCAUUAAUCACCUUGUAGAAUCAUUAGAGAAAUACACGCGAGUCGGUACUUGGCUCUGUCGGGGCCAAACGAACACAGCCAAGAAUUCUCGAGCGAUUGAGAAGAAUGGCUUCAGCAAAGGAGCCGUCGACCAAGCCCUUUCUUUCGAUGAAUCCUUGUGGCUCGAUUUGAUAGAAGCCGUGGUGCGCAUUGCCAGUGGUGUUUUUGGCUUGAUGCCCAAAAAGCCCUCUGAAACUGGCGAUGCUUCAGUGACGGCAACCUCGGCUCCGCUGAUGCCGGUUGUUCGCUCGCUGGUCCAGCAGGUUUUCACCACCCUGCUUGCCAGCACGGUGCGGAGUGGAGGGUCGUCAACCAGCGAGCGCAGUGAUGUCGCUUUCCUCCGAAUCUUGCGUGCCUUCCUCACGCGGGCUGCAAGUUGGUCGCCUUCCCUGCUCGAGCUGCGCGCAGUACUGGCCUCGAUCUUCUCUGCCUACACGUACGAAAAGUCACUGCUGGCUCUUGCCAACGGCAUGCUGGAUCGGGAUUUAUUCGUGCACGUGGAUGAGGUAACACGACUGCGCCAGCGGGGAUGGCGACCACGAGGCCAGGUAUGUGAGAUCUGCCGACAGCGCAUCUGGGGACCCGGAGUCGGACCCCAGUACUGGCAGGCCUGGGAGCAGAAACAGGCUCAGGCGCAGCAAAACCGUCUAGCAAAACGGCUCCAUGAGCAAAAUGAUCCUGCGACCGCGCGGGGAAAAGGUAAAGCGGCCGACGUGGGUCAGCCACAAUAUCUGCUGGAAGGCCAUGCGGACGCGGACGCGAACGCUACUGCGGAGGACGCCGAGCAGCCCGCUGGGCCAGUCUUGGUUUUCGCUUGUCGACACCUGUAUCAUCGUCGUUGUAUCCUGGAAGUCGAUCAUUCUGAUGCCGCUCAGAAUCAGAAUCAUCCUCGCCAAACUAUCCGUGGCGGGUCGGACUUGGAGGUGUUGUCUUGCCCGGUGUGCCCUGUACAUAUAUAGUGAAUGAGCGAUUUCAACAUGAUAAUGACUUAUUGACCUUACUUAACUUUCGU